This is a messenger RNA of Glycine soja, 2982 nucleotides long. Its product is annotated as subtilisin-like protease SBT1.7. Gene Ontology annotation, biological process: proteolysis. The record is from RefSeq and is a predicted model, not a curated record. The coding region runs from base 377 to 2644 and encodes 755 amino acids. The transcript has 2 exons. Gene Ontology annotation, molecular function: serine-type endopeptidase activity. Lineage: Eukaryota; Viridiplantae; Streptophyta; Magnoliopsida; Fabales; Fabaceae.
CCAGUAAAAAUACUGGCUAAUAUUUAUCAUAAAAUAAUAAUAAAAGAAAGUAGCACACUCGAGAGGGUUGAGAACCGUCGUCAACUAAACGCACAUGUGAACGAAAUGAAAAGUAUCUUGAAUUAGCUAAUUGAAAUGUUUUUCUAUCCUUACUCUUACUUCUCACUACCACCCUGACUCUCUCUCUCUUCCACCUUUUGUUUUUGUCUCAACGCAAUUAUUUUGAGAACCAGACAACCACCCACCGCUUCCUUACUAUUUCUCACACCCUUUGCAUAAACUGGCAUAAAUUAGGCAUUGAAAACACCACCACUAGUUAAAGCCAGCUUCAUCUAAUUUCCAUUUCCCAUUCCCAUUCUACUCACACACUCUUCCCAUGAGUUCGUUUCGUAAACCCUUCGUGGCCAUUCUCUGGGUUGUUCUGUUUCUGGGUCUCCAUGAGGCAGCGGAACCAGAGAAGAGCACAUACAUUGUACACGUGGCGAAAUCGGAGAUGCCGGAGAGCUUCGAGCACCACGCGCUGUGGUACGAGUCGUCGCUCAAGACCGUGUCUGACUCGGCGGAGAUUAUGUACACCUACGACAACGCGAUCCACGGCUACGCGACGAGGCUAACCGCUGAGGAAGCGCGUUUGCUCGAGACCCAAGCGGGGAUUCUGGCUGUCCUCCCGGAGACGAGGUACGAGCUUCACACUACGAGGACGCCCAUGUUCCUCGGACUCGACAAGAGCGCCGACAUGUUCCCCGAGUCGAGUUCCGGGAGUGACGUCAUCAUCGGAGUCCUCGACACCGGCGUCUGGCCGGAGAGCAAGAGCUUCGACGACACGGGACUUGGGCCUGUUCCGAGCACCUGGAAAGGCGCGUGCGAGACGGGAACGAAUUUCACCGCGUCGAAUUGUAACAGAAAGCUGAUCGGAGCGAGGUUUUUCUCGAAGGGUGUUGAAGCCAUUCUUGGUCCUAUUAAUGAAACCGAGGAGUCGAGAUCAGCGCGCGACGACGACGGCCACGGCACCCACACGGCCAGCACAGCCGCGGGGUCGGUGGUAUCCGACGCGAGCCUCUUCGGCUACGCGUCCGGGACAGCACGUGGGAUGGCCACGCGCGCUAGAGUUGCUGCAUACAAGGUGUGCUGGAAGGGAGGAUGCUUCAGCUCCGACAUUCUUGCCGCUAUCGAGAGGGCAAUAUUGGACAACGUAAACGUUCUGUCUCUGUCGCUCGGUGGUGGCAUGUCGGAUUAUUACAGAGACAGUGUCGCUAUUGGAGCUUUUUCCGCUAUGGAGAAUGGGAUUUUAGUUUCAUGCUCCGCUGGGAACGCGGGCCCCAGUCCCUACAGUCUCUCCAAUGUGGCUCCAUGGAUAACUACCGUGGGCGCUGGUACACUGGAUCGUGACUUCCCCGCUUACGUUGCGCUCGGGAAUGGCCUUAACUUCUCCGGCGUUUCGCUCUAUCGCGGUAACGCUGUGCCGGAUUCUCCUCUGCCUUUUGUUUAUGCGGGUAAUGUGAGUAACGGCGCUAUGAAUGGGAACUUGUGUAUCACGGGAACGUUGUCUCCUGAGAAAGUUGCUGGGAAGAUUGUUUUGUGUGACCGUGGGUUAACUGCUAGGGUUCAGAAAGGCUCCGUGGUGAAAUCCGCCGGAGCGUUGGGCAUGGUGCUCAGCAACACCGCUGCCAACGGCGAGGAGCUGGUGGCGGAUGCUCAUUUGUUACCUGCCACCGCGGUUGGGCAGAAAGCCGGUGACGCUAUUAAGAAGUAUUUGUUUUCUGAUGCGAAACCGACGGUGAAGAUUUUGUUUGAAGGCACAAAGUUGGGGAUUCAGCCAUCUCCUGUGGUGGCAGCGUUUAGCUCUAGAGGACCCAACUCGAUCACCCCGCAGAUCCUUAAGCCAGAUCUUAUCGCGCCAGGUGUCAACAUCCUAGCCGGGUGGUCCAAGGCGGUGGGACCCACCGGGUUACCCGUUGAUAACAGGCGCGUGGAUUUCAACAUCAUUUCUGGCACGUCCAUGUCGUGCCCUCACGUGAGCGGCUUAGCCGCGCUGAUCAAGUCGGCUCACCCUGAUUGGAGCCCAGCCGCGGUCCGAUCGGCUCUUAUGACAACGGCUUACACAGUUUACAAAACCGGUGAGAAGCUGCAAGACAGCGCAACGGGAAAGCCCUCCACGCCGUUCGAUCACGGUUCCGGACACGUGGACCCCGUCGCUGCCCUCAAUCCAGGACUCGUCUACGAUCUAACGGUGGAUGAUUAUUUAGGUUUUCUCUGCGCGUUAAACUACUCAGCUUCCGAGAUCAACACAUUGGCCAAGAGAAAAUUCCAGUGCGACGCGGGCAAGCAGUACAGUGUGACCGACCUCAACUACCCUUCGUUUGCGGUGUUGUUUGAAUCUGGGGGCGUGGUUAAGCACACGCGGACUCUCACGAACGUGGGGCCCGCGGGAACUUACAAAGCUUCAGUAACGUCAGAUAUGGCUUCCGUGAAAAUCUCGGUUGAACCGCAAGUGCUGAGUUUCAAGGAAAAUGAAAAAAAAUCAUUCACGGUCACAUUUUCAUCCUCGGGUUCGCCACAGCAAAGAGUGAACGCUUUUGGAAGGGUAGAAUGGUCCGAUGGGAAGCACGUGGUUGGAACCCCAAUUUCGAUUAAUUGGGGUUGAUGCAAGGUUCAUCACUCACUCGAAUAGGGGGUGUGUCUUGAUUGGUUGACAUUGAUGAUAGCGGGGACCUCGUGCUUGAUUGGUGUUGGUUCUGUUUGUUCCCUGGGAGAAAUGUUGCAAAGGGGAAAAAAUGUUUGGCUCAUGUGUUUCUUUUCUUCCCGGUGUACAGCGUUCUAAUCAUUGAUGAAUAUUUUUCGUCGACCAUCUUGACAUUAAAGUUUAUGUUCAACUACUUUAAAGUGAAUUCAUUUAACUUUCCAUUUUAAUUUAAUGUUUGCAUCAAAGCCACUAGUAGUUGUAACCAUUCUCGUACGCUAUAUAGAUCUACAUUAAUGGUA